UCGGCGGCCGAUUUUUCUCGCUUUUGCAAUGUUUUUGCAGGCUUAGUAGCGCUCUGUACCAUUGGGUCCAUCAACGUUUCAACACUAGCAGUCAGUGCCAGUCGCGGAUGACUGCACUGGAUAGUUAUGCUUGCAGGGUCCAAGCUGGGCCUAGGAUGUUUUGUGUGGAGUCUGCCUCGUCCAGCGCAACGACGCUGCCUCACAUCAUGCAAGUUCACCCGGUGCGUGCAAACAUCCGCGAGGGAGGUAAUCCGACGGGCGAAGGGCAAGGGGGCUGUAGCCGUGCACGACGAACGCUAUCUUGUGGACGGGGCCGAGAUAACGGGCACUGGCCACACGGCUCCACCGACAUGGAUGUACAAGUCGAACAAAUUCACUUCCAAGACUCGUACAGCGGCUGCAAAGCGCCGUCUUGGGGACGAAAACGCCGAAUAUCGUUGCGCUGGCGGUGUUUCGCACUCGUAUACCCACCGUGGUCGCCAAAAGCUCCCGGUCCCAACCCAAAGUCCACAAGGGUAUCAAGCAGCCCCGAGAGACAAGCGACUCGAACAACGACUCCAUGUCUUGCUCACUGCGCCAACCAUUCCCAACGCGUGGACAGCCUACCAAUAUCUCAUAACCAACUAUCCAUACAAUCCCCUCCAGAAGCCCGUCAUACCAUAUGGUCACCUCCAUCGCCUAGCUGCACGCCUCGCGUCUGUCAAGCCUCGAACACGCACCCUGUACCUUCAGUUGUCAUCUGUCCUUGCAACCCUCCACAGGACAGGCGGUCGCAUUUUCGUAUGGGAAUGGAACGCGUUGAUCGAUUGUGCGGGAAAGCAGUGGAGGAAAACGAGCAUUGCAGACUACAGAACUGCAUUAGAUAUUUUCAAUGACAUGAAGACGCUACCAUGUCUGCCAGAACACUCAGCCUCCGAUGAUCCCUUCUCCAACAGCUCUCCUUCACAGCCUUCAUUCCCCACUGCGUCUUGGUCUCCAGUAAAGCCGGAUAUUACGACUUAUACCACUCUAUUGUCUAUUGCCGCUCGCUCCAAACAGGACGUUGCCGUCCGCCAUGCCUCAAAACUGUUGCGAAUGUCGGACUUCUCGCCCACCCGAUUUACCUACUUAACCCUGCUUAGUUUCUACGCCCGUACCAACCAGUUGUCCGAGGUCCGAUCCACACUACAGAAGAUGAAACAGCAGGGCGUGGAGGUCGGUAUGAUAGGGCUCAACACCUGCAUUUGGGCAUUCGCAAAUAACGGCCGCAUGGACAUCGCUUGCAUGAUUUAUCGCGUACUCCGUUAUAAUGUUGUGCGAGAGACCGGCUCCAUGGCGGACGACGUUGCCGCAGCUGCUCGCCAUCUGAGGGACGCGGAACACCUCGACAUCCCACCUGGCUUCUCACCAAACCGGGCCGUUUAUACGUCUAUGAUCCAGUGCUCCGCGUACCGAGGAAAUAUGGUCCAAGCAUUGCAUGUCUUCGCGGAUAUGCUAUCGAUGCCGUCACGUCAUCUACCAUCCAUGGCAGCCUUUCGUGCAAUCUUCCUUGGGUUUUACCGACAUGGACGCAGACUCGGACCAACGAAGUUCACGGACGGUCUGACUACACAAGAGCAGCGACAUCUGCCGGAGCUAUCAGCCUGGAAUCUCGAUAAUCUUACGCUAGUUUUCAAGGCAUUCAUGGAUCUCCCGAAAGGCAUCAAAGCAAAUGGGCGACUUCUGUAUUGGAUCAUUGUCGCUUUUGGGAGGUUGAGUGGGAAUGACCCAGUGGUAUUGCGUAAUGUAUGGGAGCAGCUGGAGGGCAAGUACGGUCGAGGCUGGGAUGGCCGGCUGGAACGUAUAGGAAGGGCAAUUUAUUCCUCCCAGGCGAUAGACAGGAAAGACCGAGCGUGAUGCAGUUACAGUAAAGUGGCAUUCUUUCUAGAGAGUACAGCACAUACACCUUUCCCGUUAAUCAAUACAAUUGUGAAGAGAUAGUCCAAAAUGACUGGAUGGGGGACAUUAUUGGCGUUAGAUCGUUUCAUCUCCGUUGUUUCUUCGCCACUGAACAAAGUCAUCCCAGUCCACUGUGCAUUUCGCACUCUGAUAUCUGCGAAGUCUGACACUCCGUCGCGUGUCUUCUGAGAUUGGUCCUGCCCAGCCAGCUUUACGCAUUGCACUUUCAACAGCUUCUAUCUUGUCCCAACCCUGGGCGGGUAUCACGUCCGGCA
Pisolithus orientalis is the source of this 2192-nucleotide messenger RNA. RefSeq lists its product as uncharacterized. Bases 127 to 1875 code for a protein of 582 amino acids. The record is from RefSeq and is a predicted model, not a curated record. Gene Ontology annotation, molecular function: protein binding. NCBI's taxonomy places the organism in Eukaryota, Fungi, Basidiomycota, Agaricomycetes, Boletales, Pisolithaceae. The transcript has 2 exons.